Messenger RNA from Sciurus carolinensis (gray squirrel), 1140 nucleotides. RefSeq names its product protein C19orf12 homolog. The transcript is spliced from 2 exons. The record is from RefSeq and is a predicted model, not a curated record. Lineage: Eukaryota; Metazoa; Chordata; Mammalia; Rodentia; Sciuridae. Bases 117 to 518 code for a protein of 133 amino acids.
ACUUCCUUAAGAGUCUUGGAAGUCACGUUUGGGUGGAGAUACUCUUCUGCCCACUGAAACUCUCCCUUUGAUUUCCUCUAGAGACUCCCAAGAGGUCCAUCAAUGAGGCAGACAUCAUGAAGCUGCUGUGCUCCAUCUGUGAGGAAAAGAAGAUAAAGGCAGCUAUCAGGCACUCUCGGAGGGGCGCCCUUGUUGCAGGGGCCACGGCCUUCAUUGGUGGCUUGGUGGGUGGUCCUCCAGGAAUAGCUGUUGGGGGGGCCGUUGGAGGUCUGCUAGGUGCCUGGAUGACGAGUGGACAGUUUGAGCCAAUUCCUCAGAUCUUAAUGGAGCUGCCUCCCGCUGAGCAGCAGAAGCUCUUUGAUAAAGUCAUUGCCAUUGUCAGGCACUUGGAUUGGACAAACCCUGUGCAAUUGACCACCCUGGUUAUGGGCAGUGAGUCCCUGAAGCAGAAGCUAGUGACCAUGCUGGUGAACUAUGUCACCAAGGAGCUGGGCGCUAAAAUUCAGUACCAUGACUAGGCUGCUCCUCCUGGGAAGUGGGGGGUAGGCUUCAAUGAUGUGUGGCUCUCCAAAGGUAACUGGGGAGUCUGGGGAAGCCCAGUGAAUCCCCCCGAGAAAUCUGCACUCGUCAGUGAAUGGUAGUUACAGAUGGGUUAGGAUCCCCCUGCACUGGAGUGGAAGGUCCUGCUUGCAAGCAGAACCUUAGCGCUGCAGGUCUUGGCUUGCGGGAGUCUGGAGAGGUUAUUGUGUUCCGCUGAUUUGCUAAGUGUGCUUCCCUCUCCUCCACGGGCUUCUCUUCCAGACGCCUGUUGGCAGGACUGGACCCCUCAAGAUUCAGGGUAUGCCACAGUCAUGUUUACCUCAGCAGCGCGCCCCUUGUCUGCCCACUGACUUCUUAGCGGCCUCACAGGGGCGGCUGGUGUUGAGUGAAGCUGCAAAUGCCCAGUAGGCUGGCCCACCUCCCACUCGCUGCACACCUUGCUCUCCUCUCCUAGGACCUUGUUUCCCAUCUGAAAAUUCAUGGUCGUUCUCGAGUUAGGCAUUUUAAAUGAAACAUUGUCAGUCCAAAGUAUCGGUCUGAGGGAGUGGGCUCCCAACCCAUCUGUAAGAAAUGUUCCCCCUAAUAUCGUAUUCACGUUGU